This is a messenger RNA of Vitis vinifera (wine grape), 2098 nucleotides long. RefSeq names its product protein NRT1/ PTR FAMILY 5.10. Gene Ontology annotation, biological process: transmembrane transport; dipeptide transport. Gene Ontology annotation, molecular function: dipeptide transmembrane transporter activity; tripeptide transmembrane transporter activity. Bases 54 to 1808 code for a protein of 584 amino acids. Lineage: Eukaryota; Viridiplantae; Streptophyta; Magnoliopsida; Vitales; Vitaceae. Gene Ontology annotation, cellular component: membrane. The transcript is spliced from 4 exons. The record is from RefSeq and is a predicted model, not a curated record.
UCUAGAGCAAAAGCAGAAAACAUCCUUCCCCGGUGUGUGUUUCCCCCAGAAACAUGACCAUAGCUGGAACUCCCGGAGGACCCGAAUCUCCGCUGCUGGAAGACAUCGUCGAUGGCUACACCGAUCACAAAGGCCGUCCAGCCAGGAGAUCCACCUCAGGCUGUUGGAGAUCUGCGUACUUCAUCAUAGCUUCUUCGUACAGACCUCGGCUUUAUAUGGAAGCAGGUGUUGAAGUUGCAGAGAGGUUUGCAUACUCUGGCAUACAAGCCAAUCUUAUAAACUAUCUUACGGGUCGAUUAGGGCUGUCCAUGGCCACUGCUGCCGAGAAUGUGAAUACAUGGUCAGGGACAGGGGGUUUACUGCCCUUAGUAGGAGCAUUCGUUGCAGAUUCUUAUCUUGGCCGAUAUCGAACCAUCAUUAUUGCUUCUUUUCUUUACAUCCUGGGACUAGGGUUGUUAACACUGUCUGCUGUGCUUCCGUCUCCCAGCCCUUCUGACUGCCAAAAAAGCAACCAAAUCACAUCAUGUUCUCCUCCUCAGCUCCAAAUAAUCCUCUUCUUUUUCUCAUUGUAUUUAGUGGCAGUAGGGCAAGGUGGGCACAAGCCUUGCAACCAGGCAUUUGGAGCCGACCAAUUUGAUGGACGAAAUCCAGAGGAAUGCAAAGCCAAAAGCUCAUUUUUCAACUGGUGGUAUUUUGGUCUUUGCUUUGGUACUGUAAUAAAUUACUCUGUCUUGAGCUACAUUCAAGAGAACUUGAAUUGGGGUCUUGGAUUUGGAAUUCCAUGCGUUGUCAUGAUAGCGGCACUGCUCCUUUUCUUGCUUGGGACUAGGACUUAUCGAUAUAGUGUCAAAACGGAUGAGAAAAGCCCAUUUGUGAGAAUUGGUAAGGUGUUUAUUGCAGCAGCUAAGAAUUGGCGAACAAUGCCUUCAUUGGUAGCUACAGAAGAGUUAGCUAGAGAAGCCCCACAUCACCAGGUUUCUCAACAAUUCAAGUGCUUGAACAAGGCGUUGCUUGCACCAGAUGGUUCCAAAGGAAAUGGAAGGCAGUGUACCAUUGAUAAUGUUGAAGAAGCAAAGGCAGUUUUAAGACUGUUUCCCAUAUGGACUACUUGUCUGGUGUAUGCUAUUGCGUUUGCACAGUCAUCUACUUUCUUUACCAAGCAAGGAAUCACCAUGGACAGAUCGAUUGGAUGGGGGAUUGACAUACCAGCUUCUUCACUUCAAGGCUUUAUCGGCCUCUCCAUUGUCCUCAUUGUCCCCAUAUAUGACCGCAUCUUGGUUCCUAUUGCAAGAACCUUAACUAGGAAGCCAUCUGGCAUAACAAUGCUUCAGAGGAUCGGAACAGGCAUGUUUCUGUCCGCCAUUUCCAUGGUAGUUGCAGCGCUAGUUGAGAUGAAACGGCUAAAAACAGCUCAAGAACAUGGGCUGGUUGAUAUGCCAAACGUGACUCUUCCAAUGAGUGUAUGGUGGUUGCUUCCCCAAUACAUCUUGUUUGGAGUUUCUGAUGUGGUCACCAUAGUUGGUCUUCAAGAGUUUUUCUAUGAUCAAGUCCCAACCGAAUUAAGGAGUGUCGGUAUCGCCCUCUACCUCAGUAUCUUAGGUGUAGGGAACUUCCUGAGCAGCUUUCUUAUCUCUGCAAUUGAAAAAGCAACUGGUGGAGAUGGCCAACAUAGCUGGUUCAACGAUAAUCUCAAUCGGGCACAUCUCGAUAACUAUUAUUGGGUUCUUGCAGGGCUGAGUGCAGUAGGAUUGAGUUUAUACCUGUAUUUUGCAAAGUCUUACAUAUACAAUAGGGGAAGUACAUUAUGAAUGUUAUUGCCUCAAUUGUUGUAAAUCACUCACACUUCACCAACAUGGCCCUUCUCAAUUUUAGACACAAACUCAUAGUUGGUAUGUCAACACCACUCCUAGAGGACCUUUUAGCUUAGAGAGAAUGCGCAAAUUAUGUAGUAAGCAUAAUGCUUUUGAAGCUCUAGAAAGGCAUAUGUGAUAGGUUAUGUAGUUACCAAAAUCAAGUAGUUUUAAAAUGUUGGGUCGGAUAACCCUCUUAGUUGUUGUGGGUCAACAAUGCUCGAGCACAUACUUGUUUUGAGUUCCUA